Tribolium castaneum (red flour beetle) is the source of this 1786-nucleotide messenger RNA. RefSeq names its product aldehyde dehydrogenase, dimeric NADP-preferring. Gene Ontology annotation, biological process: aldehyde metabolic process. The coding region runs from base 164 to 1639 and encodes 491 amino acids. Lineage: Eukaryota; Metazoa; Arthropoda; Insecta; Coleoptera; Tenebrionidae. The transcript is spliced from 2 exons. Gene Ontology annotation, cellular component: cytoplasm. Gene Ontology annotation, molecular function: aldehyde dehydrogenase (NAD+) activity. The record is from RefSeq and is a predicted model, not a curated record.
UUCUAAUCGCUUGUUAUGGGUAUGUUUUAGUUAAUUGUAGUAAAGAAUCAUUGACUGGUCGGCUGUAAUUUUUUAACUGUCAUGCAAUGGCGCUGUCUGAUAUCACAUGUCAAGUUCAUGAAGUGUCAAGUUGAUUAAUUUAUUCAAACAAAAAAUCGCCAAAAUGGAAGUGGUCGCAAAUUUGCGCAACUCAUUCGAAAGCGGCAAAACCAAGCCCUUGCACUUCCGAAUGAAGCAGCUCAAAGCCCUGCUUCGCAUGUACGAGGAAAACAUGCCCCAAAUGCUCGAAGCCCUGCACAAAGAUUUGCGGAAAUGCAAACACGAAGCGGUGGUAAUGGAGACCGAGUACCUCCUCAACGACCUCAAGAACACCAUCGCGAACUUGCACAAGUGGGCGCAGCCCGAGCGCCCCCCGAAGCGCUUCGUCAACUUGCUCGACUCCUUGCGCAUCUACAGCGAGCCCUAUGGGGUUGUCCUGGUCAUCGGCUCCUGGAACUACCCCAUUCAGCUCACCCUGCUCCCCGUUGCGGGGGCGAUCGCGGCUGGGAAUUGCGUCGUGAUCAAGCCAUCGGAGGUCUCCGCAGCUUGCUCGAAAUUCAUGGCGGAGACAAUCCCCAAGUACCUCGACAGUGAUUGUUACAGAGUGUACGAAGGGGGCGUAGCACAAACCACCGAAUUGUUGAAACAAAGGUUUGAUUAUAUUUUUUACACGGGCUCUUCGCAAGUCGGCAAAAUUAUUCAUUCCGCCGCUAAUCAGUAUUUAACUCCAGUUACGUUAGAACUGGGCGGGAAAAGUCCGGUUUAUUUGGACAAAACCGCAAAUAUUAAAGUCGCAACCAAGCGAAUUUUGUGGGGAAAAUGCGUAAAUAUGGGGCAAACUUGUGUUGCACCUGACUAUGUUAUUUGUUCGAAGGAAGUUCGCGAUAAAUUCGUAGAUUGUGCCAAAACGGUCCUUGUUGAGUUUUUCGGUACCAACCCGAAGGAAUCCCCCGAUUUGGGGCGCAUAAUUAACGAAAGACAGUUCCAAAGGCUUGUUAACCUUCUCAGAGGACACAAACCGGCAAUUGGGGGCUCAUUUGAUGCCUCUGACCGUUUUAUAGAACCCACAAUUUUGACCGAUGUUCAAGCAAACAGCCCCAUAAUGCUUGAAGAAAUUUUCGGUCCCAUUCUCCCAAUUAUCACAGUUGGUGAUGCGUCCGAAGCUGUUAAAUUUAUAAAUUCGCGCGAAAAACCGUUGGUUUUUUACAUUUUUUCCACUUGUUCCAAAGAUGUGAAUCUGUUGGUUGAGAAUACUUCAUCAGGGGGUGUUCUGGUCAAUGAUACUAUAAUGCACAUGGCUACGGAUAUGCCCUUUGGAGGGGUUGGUUUUAGCGGGAUGGGGUGCUAUCACGCCAAGUAUACGUUCGAUACGUUUUCGCACAAGAAGAGUUGUUUGUAUAAAGAUUUGGGGUUGUUGGGGGAAACUUUGGGGGCUGCCAGGUAUCCACCCUACACUCCCGGAAAAUUGAAAUUUUUGAAUUUGCUACUAAGAAGGUGGCCGGGAUUUCCAUGGAAGGCUUGCUUGCUGCAUACUUUUAUAUUCAGUGUGGGGUUUGUUUCGGCUAUUGGGUAUAAGUAUUUCCUUGACGAAAAGCAUUGAUAUUUUGUUGUUGUUUUAAUGGUAAAGGUGUUGUAUUGCAUGUAUUAGCCCAGGGAACAAUUUUGUAUUGUUAAGGUAAAAGUAUAUUAUUGUUUUAAUAUUGAGAUGUUUAUUAUAUUUUGCUAUAAUAAAAUGUAUGUUUUGUGA